Scleropages formosus (Asian bonytongue) is the source of this 504-nucleotide messenger RNA. RefSeq names its product gremlin-2-like. NCBI's taxonomy places the organism in Eukaryota, Metazoa, Chordata, Actinopteri, Osteoglossiformes, Osteoglossidae. Gene Ontology annotation, molecular function: receptor ligand activity; BMP binding. Gene Ontology annotation, biological process: animal organ morphogenesis. The transcript has a single exon. The record is from RefSeq and is a predicted model, not a curated record. Bases 1 to 504 code for a protein of 167 amino acids.
AUGUACUGGAAAAAGCUCAUGCUGUCGGCCCUCUUGGCUGUAGCCCUGUAUACCACUGUAGAGCCCAGAAAAACUCGGCCUCAAGGCUCAAUCCCCUUGCCCUACAAGGGAAAAGGCAACAUAUCAGAGCGACGUGCUCGUAAGCAGGAUGUGUUGGCCUCCAGCCAGGAGGCAUUGGUGGUGACCGAACGCAAGUACCUGCGCAGCGACUGGUGCAAGACGCAGCCAUUGAGACAAAUGGUGACCGAGGAGGGCUGCCGGAGCCGCGCAAUCAUCAACCGCUUCUGCUAUGGCCAGUGCAACUCUUUUUACAUUCCACGCCACAUCAGGAAGGAGCAAGAGGCCUUCCAGUCAUGUGCUUUCUGCCGGCCGCACAAGUUCACCACGCUCACUGUAGAGCUGAAUUGUCCCGGAAUGCAGCCACCGUUUCGCCACCGCAAGAUACAGCGCGUGAAGCAGUGCCGCUGCAUCUCUGUCCAUGUGGGGGAGUCGGGCAGGCCCUGA